UUUGCAGCUCUGAGUCAAGCUUUCCAGAGGGCUCCCAUGAGUGAAGGAAAAUAGUCCCCAUAAACUGUCUAUACCCUAUUUCUCACAGUCGCAAUGAGUGACCUCAUACCGUCAUGGAACAUCGUUCACAAACUGGAGAAGCGCAAUCUUCUCAUCGCCAUCAACUGCAUCGCGGCACUGUCGAUCCUAUUCUUUGGAUAUGACCAAGGAAUGAUGUCGGGGGUGAACAACUCCAAAAAUUACAUCGAUCUGAUGGGCUUCGGAUACACCAAGGUGGAGAACGGGGAGCUCACUCCGGUUGUUACUAACAGUCUGCUACAAGGCGGGAUCGUGUCUGUCUAUUACCUAGGAACGCUAUGUGGUGCCCUCAUCGGUGGUUGGAUAGGAGAUAAAAUCGGUAGAAUCAAAACCAUCGCCGCGGGAGCCGUGUGGGCAGUCUUUGGGGCGUCUCUGCAGUGCGCAGCCCAGAACCACGAUUGGAUGAUUUGCUCUCGCUUUAUCAAUGGCAUCGGGACCGGGAUUUUGAACGCCAUCGUCCCGGUCUGGGCUACGGAGACGGCUGAGCACACCUCUCGUGGACAAUUCAUUGCGAUCGAAUUCACCCUCAAUAUCUUCGGCGUGGUGGUGGCAUACUGGCUGGAGUUUGGUCUAUCCUUCAUUGAUGGCGGCAAAUCGGCCUUCCGCUGGCGCUUUCCGGUCGGGUUCCAAAUCAUCUUCCUGCUGCUCCUGUUUGCAUCCGUCUGGUUCUUUCCCGAGUCGCCCCGUUGGCUGGUCAAGGUUGGGCGCGAGCAAGAAGCGCGUUACAUCCUCGGUCGUCUUCGAGGAAGCAGUGGUGAUGAUGCCGUCCGCGCCGAAGCAGAGUUCCGGGAUAUCCAGAGCGUCGCAGAGCUGGAACGAACGAUGAACCAUAGCACAUCCUACUUAUCCAUGCUGUUCGGCCACAAGACAGGGAAGCUGCACCUCGGGCGUCGCGUGCAGCUUGUUGUAUGGUUACAGAUUAUGCAGGAAUGGGUCGGUAUUGCAGGGGUCACUGUUUAUGCGCCAACCAUCUUCAGCAUUGCUGGCUUCGACUCGAUGAAGAGCCAAUGGCUUAGCGGACUGAACAACGUCUUUUACAUGUUCGCCACUCUCGUCUGUGUGUUCACUCUUGAUCGCAUCGGCCGUCGAUGGACCCUCUACUGGGGCUCUAUCGUCCAAGGCAUUGCCAUGUUUCUAGCUGGAGGGCUCUCCCGCCUGGCAAUCAACGCCAGCGACGCUGGGGAUGCCUUGCGUGCCAGCUCAUUUGGAGCCGCCGCUGCAGCAAUGAUCUUCGUCUUCACCGCCGUCUUCGGUGCAACAUGGCUCACCGUCCCUUGGAUCUACCCCGCCGAAAUCUACCCCCUCGCCGUCCGAGCCCGCGGUAACGCCUGGGGUGUCGUCGGAUGGAGCAUUGGAAACGGCUGGCUCACCCUCCUCUGUCCCAUCAUGUUCAGCGCCAUCGGCGAGAAGACACUAUACAUCUUCGCCAUCAGCAACGUCAUCACCAUCCCGAUGGUAUGGGCUUUCUACCCCGAGAGCAACCAGCGGACGCUAGAGGAUAUGGAUCUGCUGUUCGCGUCGGAGAGUCCGUGGGUAUGGGAGGCUGAGAAGACGUUCGCGUUGCUGAAGGCGGAGAAUCCGGGCUUCGUGGAGACGACGGUGCGGAAGGGGAGUGUGGUUUUGGAGCAUGUGCGGGAUGUAUAGAUGUAUACGGUUUAGAUGGGACUAACAUCCAACCCUAAUACUACGGUAUACACACGACUAUGUACAUCAAAUCCAUUCAUUCCAACCAACCCUU
Aspergillus heteromorphus CBS 117.55 is the source of this 1816-nucleotide messenger RNA. Its product is annotated as putative MFS monosaccharide transporter. Bases 94 to 1722 code for a protein of 542 amino acids. Gene Ontology annotation, cellular component: membrane. Gene Ontology annotation, molecular function: carbohydrate:proton symporter activity. Gene Ontology annotation, biological process: carbohydrate transport; transmembrane transport. The record is from RefSeq and is a predicted model, not a curated record. Lineage: Eukaryota; Fungi; Ascomycota; Eurotiomycetes; Eurotiales; Aspergillaceae. The transcript is spliced from 7 exons.